This is a messenger RNA of Trichoplusia ni (cabbage looper), 1378 nucleotides long. RefSeq names its product ATP synthase subunit gamma, mitochondrial (gene ATPsyngamma). Gene Ontology annotation, biological process: proton motive force-driven ATP synthesis. Gene Ontology annotation, molecular function: proton-transporting ATP synthase activity, rotational mechanism. Lineage: Eukaryota; Metazoa; Arthropoda; Insecta; Lepidoptera; Noctuidae. The record is from RefSeq and is a predicted model, not a curated record. The coding region runs from base 116 to 1003 and encodes 295 amino acids. The transcript has 7 exons.
CGUUCAUAAAUUAUUUUUUUAAGCUGUCAUCCCAUACAAGACGUUUCAGCCAGCGACAUUUUUCGUCGGCUGGUGGUAAAUUUGGCUAAAGAAACGCCCAGAGAAAACUACAAAAAUGUUGGGUCGUGCAGCACCGGGUGUGUGCCAAGUGGUGGCGGUGGCCAACCAACAGCAGAACAGGAACAUGGCUACCCUGAAAGCCAUUUCCAUCCGUCUGAAGUCAGUAAAGAACAUUCAGAAGAUUACCCAGUCCAUGAAGAUGGUGUCAGCUGCUAAGUACACUCGUGCUGAGCGUGACUUGAAGGCCGCUCGCCCCUAUGGUGAGGGUGCUGUGCAGUUCUACGAAAGGGCCGAGGUUGCUGCCCCUGAGGAUGACCCUAAGCAGCUGUACAUUGCCAUGACCUCCGACAGAGGUCUAUGCGGCGCCGUCCACACCGGUGUGUCGAAGGUGAUCCGCACGCGGCUGCAGGAGCCCGGCGCCGAGAACAUCAAGGUCAUCUGUGUCGGAGACAAGUCCCGCGGUAUCCUGCAGCGUCUGUACGGAAAACACAUCAUCAGUGUUUGCAAUGAGAUCGGUCGUCUCCCCCCCACAUUCAACGACGCCUGCAAGAUCGCCGGCGCUAUCCUGACCUCUGACUACGAGUUCGGUUCCGGCAAGAUCGUCUACAACAAGUUCCGCUCUGUGGUCUCAUACCAGCAGUCCGACUUGCCGCUAUUCAGCCAGAAGGCUGUCGAGAACGCCCCCAAGCUGGCGACCUACGACUCUCUGGACGCUGACGUGAUCCAGUCUUACAUGGAGUUCUCUCUGGCCUCCAUGCUGUUCUACGCCCUGAAGGAAGGUGCCUGCUCCGAGCAGUCUUCCCGCAUGACGGCUAUGGACAACGCUUCCAAGAACGCCGGAGAGAUGAUUGACAAACUGACCUUGACCUUCAACAGAACCCGCCAAGCCGUCAUCACCAGAGAACUUAUUGAAAUUAUCUCUGGUGCCGCCGCCCUGGACUAAAACAACACUGCUAAUCGUUUUGCUGAGCAUUUUUAGAUACUUUUAUUUUCAAAUCAUGUUUAAUUUGGUAUUUAUCUGUCGUCAUAGAACAAACUUGUUUGGUAGUCACUCAACAAAACGAUGUUAAACGAAUCUAAUCAAUAUUUAUUGUAAUUCUAACCGUUUCAAUGCAAUAGCGAGAUGUGCAUAUUUUGCCGACAUUCCCGAUGUGGUGUUCUGUGUUUCGGUGGAAUCACGCAUUUCCGCAGCACUGGCUUCAACACCUUUCACUGAAGGGCGGAGCACUCGUCGAAUUUAACGUCUUUUUGUAUGUUCGAGACUUCGUUAUGUAAGGAUACAGUGGUGGUUAGCAAUAAAGUACUGUUUUAGAAUUUA